AUGGAAGAAGAAAUUAUCAACUUUAUACAAGAAUACCAAGAUAUCAAUGGUACAUACAUCCACACUUACGACUCGCCACCAACCCCAGUGGAAUUCCUCAGGAAUUGUGUGCAUCCCAACAGGCCUGCAGUGAUAAAAAAUGCCAUAUCGCAUUGGCCAGCUAUGAAACGAUGGAGUGAUGACUAUUUUCGGGAGAAGAUGGGUGAAUCGAUUGUUACAGUGGGAACCACGCCAAAUGGCUACGCAGAUGCAGUGACCUAUGAUCCGAAAACAGAUCGCGAGUACUUUGUGCUGCCACAUGAAGAAUCGAUGCCUUUUAACGACUUUCUCGACAUCAUCGAAGGAAAACGCAACACACCCCAUGCGCACUAUAUCUCAUUACAAAACGACAGCUUGCACACCGAAUUUGCAGCACUUAAAGACGACAUUGAUGAAGAGGUAUCAUGGUGUAGCGAGGCACUUGGCAAAAAACCGGAUGCUGUCAACUUUUGGAUGGGCAACGACAAGAGCAUUACAUCAUUGCACAAAGAUCCCUAUGAGAAUUGCUAUGCCGUUAUACGUGGUGAAAAAACGUUCGUGUUGCUACCGCCAUCAGAAUACUAUUGUCUCCAUGAAUCCACUUUUCCAACAGCCAUUUAUUCUCCUUCAAUGGAUUUGACCCCGCUUGACCCUCCUACUGAAACACCUUGGAUACCUGUGGACCCUUUACAUCCAAACCUUGAACGUUUUCCUCGCUUCAAGUAUGCUCGUCCCAUUGUUGUCAAGGUAAAAGCGGGUGAGAUGCUGUAUCUUCCUGCACUCUGGUUCCAUCAGGUUUUGCAACAUGGUGACGAAGGUGUUAUUGCCAUUAAUGCGUGGUAUGACAUGGAUUAUCGCAACACAUUAUACCCCAGCAUGAGCUUUGUUCGUGGUCUCGUUCAUCGUUGUCUAUGA
Messenger RNA from Lichtheimia ornata, 933 nucleotides. RefSeq lists its product as uncharacterized. Gene Ontology annotation, molecular function: 2-oxoglutarate-dependent dioxygenase activity. The record is from RefSeq and is a predicted model, not a curated record. Lineage: Eukaryota; Fungi; Mucoromycota; Mucoromycetes; Mucorales; Lichtheimiaceae. Bases 1 to 933 code for a protein of 310 amino acids. The transcript has 6 exons.